AUGGAAGGUGGCACGAAACCCUCCGACGGCCUGCGACGACGACGCACCCUCAGCAGCAUAGAACUCACCCUCACGACUCCUGGCGCCGGCGCCGGCGUCGACUGCCUCAAUCCGGCCUCGUUGACCUCGUUGGUCUCGCACGACGAGACCUGCUCCGUCGCCACCGUCACCGGCGGCCAGCGACGGGCCGCCCACGAGGCGGGCGCUUCUCUCGCCUGCGCCGUUGUCAAGCGGGACUCGGUGACUGAGGCUCUGAUUAAGACGGCCAUGGCCUGUCUGGUCGCCGUGCCGACGGGUUCUGGCGUCGUCGAGGCGUCGACGGCGGGUGCAACUGGGCGACUGCUGUUGCCACUCGAGGCGAAAGUGAACGCUGCCUGUGCUCUCGUCGAGACUUUCUACCACAAAGGUCUGCUCGGCGUCGUCUCGAGCCUCUUCUCAGCCGAGUUGCUCGACACGGCGCGCUACUUCUGCCAGUGGGCCAAACUGUCGGCCAAAUGUGAGCUGGCCCACGAGGAGAUUGAGUUGAUGCACAGUCUGUCGGCGUUGCGCAGGCAACAGAUGCUGAAACAG
Molecule: messenger RNA, 570 nt
Organism: Protopolystoma xenopodis
Lineage: Eukaryota; Metazoa; Platyhelminthes; Monogenea; Polystomatidea; Polystomatidae
Source: the annotation of a GenBank genome assembly